AUGCAAUAUCUAUACAACUAUCCUCAAUUCGUUGAUGAUUUAGGAUAGAUCAGUUAGGAGCUGAAAAACGAGUUAAUAAAAUUCUUAGGGAAAUAGUCUGUAUUAAAUUUAGUGUUACUAUAGUAGUAAUAACUUUUACAGAAAAUGAAUGUUCUUAAUAAUUAUCUCAUAUCAAAUGAAACUUAAUCAACCAUUUAAGAAUCUAAAUUAGACAGUGUGGUUGUAAUAUCUCAAGGUGAAGAAAAAAUAAAUGAUAAAAAUAUAAUUCGCAAGGAAUGUUUAUUAAGGUAUAGAGCAAAAAAGAAAAUGUGGAUGAAUAGGACUCUAUAUGAAUGUAGAAAAUAAAUAGCAGAUAGACGAUUACGUUUUAAUGGUUAGUUUUUAAAUUGUGAUGAAGAGAAAAAAAUAAUAAAAAUACAUAAAAUUUUAGGGAACCAAUUACGUAAGGAUAAAAAAUAAUAACAUCAAAAUAAAUGGCAUAAAAAAAAUAAAACAUUUAAAUAAAGAAUAAAUAUUAGAGAAAAUAGAUAAGCUAUUACCUUGCGAGAUCAAAAAAAGAAUACAAAAUAAAUAAAUACUGUUUAAAUUACUCUGAUUUUCUUAUAUUAUUUUUAUAUAUUUAUGAAAAGUAUUGAAAUAUAUGGAUUCAUUGGAUGGAUAGCCUCUUAUAUAGUUUUUGUAGUUUAUUUGGCAUGGGUUUUCUUACCAGAAUCAGCAUUACAUGUAAUUCAUUCUUAUCAUUUAAUCAAAAGUCAUUAGGAAUUCAUUACUUUCCUUAGAAAUAUUGGGCUCUUGCAAUUCCUAGUUUCUUUGUAGCUACAAUUUUUACUGUAAUAACUGGUUAUGCUGCUCUUAAUUAUUGUUUCUGUAACAAUUUCAAUUCAUAUGAAAAUAUUGAAGGUAUUCAUUCAAUGUAAUUAAUCACUUUAGAUAAAUAUACAAGACUACACAACUUAAAGAAAACAGAGCUCCAUGAAGGAUUACCUGAAGUCUAUGAUAUUCCAAUAAAUGUUGUGAAUAAUGUAUUAUAUUGGCAGAAGGAAAUGAUAGAAAAAUAUUUACCUAAACAUUAGGAUUGAAUUCCAUACUAAAACUAUUUUGAAUUUGAG
Messenger RNA from Paramecium primaurelia, 1109 nucleotides. Lineage: Eukaryota; Ciliophora; Oligohymenophorea; Peniculida; Parameciidae. The record is from the annotation of a GenBank genome assembly.